AUGACAGACUUGGCUCCACAGUUAUCAUCCUCAUCAUCAAAUAAUAAUGGCUCUUCUCCAGCAGACGAUCAUUUUGUAGAUGUUUCCUCAUUCACAAAUUCAAAUUCCUCAAAUUCGGACUCAAGUCCUCCCUACAGUUCAUCCGAACAUCCUUCACCAACCACAGAUGCUCGAACACCAACACCAAAUCCACUUUUACUAUCGUAUUCACCCGAAAAUGUGGCGACAAGUUUCGAGAGUAGCGAAAGGGAUCACGCUUCCCCCGAUAAUUUAUCAAUUAAUAAUGAUUUUGAGAAAAGCACCGGUGGGACAUUGCCUGCAAAUUUGAAUGAAGAAUUACAGAGACGUAAGUUAAUUUUGAUUAGGGAGAAGGGGUUUAGAAAUUCCGAAGAUAAUAUAUUUGUUUUUAUUUAGAACUUCUACGGUUUCAACAAGAAUUCAAAGAUUCAAUGAUGGAAAGUAAUCACAAUAGUGCGGCACUGAAUAUGAUGUCAGCUUUUAAUCAGCAACUUUUCAAGUCGACUUUUGGCAGUGGAAUUACACCACAGGUUGGUUCUUGGGAUUGCUCAUAUUAGGGUUUGGGUACAGUUUUUAGUAGAAAAUAGCAUUGCUCAUACUAAUUAUUUCUCCAAGUAUAUUUCUGAAUCAGAUAAUAAAGUAAUGUAAUUUAGUGUUUUUAAGAAAAAAAUAUGAUAAGAUUGCUCAUGUUAGUCUCAAAUUUCUUACCUCUUAUGAAGGGUGUAUUUUGAUUGUCAAACCUAACUUACAAUAUUUCUACAAACUUUACAAGCCUAUGUUAAUAGUUUGAGUUUAAAAAAUGCAGAUUAAAUUUUUAAUACCCUAACGUUAUACCCUAAUUGUAUCCAAUUCUCAAAUGUUCAGCUACCAGUCUCUCUACCCGCUGCCCUCUCUAUCACUCCUUCACCAUGUCCAACACCAAUCGUCGAAUCGACCCCAACAAAACGAAAACGUCAACGUCGGAAUCCAGUCUGGCCAUAUUUCGAUGUUGUCGAUGGAACAGCCAGAUGCAAACAAUGUCUGUAUAGCACAAAAAGUGUGUUCAGCACCAAUUUAAAAGUGCAUUUACGAUCACAUCAUCGAGCGGAUUAUGAAAAAGUGAUAUUGGCGGAAGAUGCGCUGAAUUUGAAUGCGUUGCUGUUAAGUGGAAAUACUUCAAAAUUAUUCAACGUUGACGCAAAUCGCAAAAGAAUGCCACCAAUGACGAGUAGUAUUUUAAUGACGAUCAAUAAAUGUAAGAGUUAUCCUAAGUUAAGAUUCCACAUUUUCCAUCAAUUCUUAUUUUUCAGUGGCAAAUCAACAACAAAACGGCGAGGAGAAUCCGUUGAAUGCAGUGUUACGUCAAACGCUGGCAAAUAACGGAUUGCAGCAACAUUUGCAGCAAGUUCAGAGUCAACUACAGGCUGCGCAAGUUGCAGCGGCGCAAAAGCAGCAAGCUCAAGUGCAGGCUCAGCAGCAGCAGCAACAACAGCAGAUUCCACAGUUCACUUUGAAUGCGGCGAAUUUGGCAGCAUUGAAUCAGUUGGCUAGGAAUCAAGUGCAGACACCACGUGAGUUUAUGUUAAUCUCAAAUGAAUUACUAUCGAUUCAGAUUAGAUUUUUAUUUUUUUUCAAGUCAUUGCUCAUAUUAACCUUGAAAAAAAUUAAGAUAAAAACAAUUCAAUUUCUGACUAAUUUUAUAUCCAAGAAAAUUCCGCAUUUUCUAGCCUCCACAACCACAACAUCGGCGACCACAGUCAGUCAAGAUCACAUCAUAAAUCAGCUGAAUUUUCCAGCUCACAUCAAACAGGAAAUCUUGAAUGCUCCACACGGAACAGAUGCAAAUGGUGUUCCACAGCCAAAACGGCGAAGACUUCGACGACAUCCUGUUUGGAUGUUUUUCAGGGAUUUGGAGGAUCGGGUUGGUUUUUGAGGGCAGGGAAUGGGAAAUUCAAGUAUUUUGAACCUAGAAACUUUUAGCUCAAAAAUCUUUGUUUCAAAAAUUAAAAAAAAAACUUUAAAUUUGUUCUGUAAAUUUUUAAAGUUUGAAAAACCUGGAUUUUUUCGAUAUCGAAGAAGUGUUUAUUAACCUCAAAAAUUCGAUAAAAAAUUAAAUGAAUUUCUGAAACAGUGAAAUUUUGCGAAAAAUCUAAAACACAUUCUUUCAGAUGGUUGGUUGUAUCAACUGCGAAUUCCGAACCGGUUCCGCCUUCUCCACAAAUCUCAAAAUGCAUCUAAAAGCUCACCACAAAGACGAUUAUGAGCGUGUACUUCAAUUGGAAGAAGAAAUGCGACUUGAAGAAGGUUGUCUCGGUCCAGCGAAUAAAUUCAAAUCCGAAUUAAUCGAUUAUAUUCGUGGCGGGGGAAAUGCUUCCACACCAACACCAACACCACAAUUCGGCUCAUCUGGUGUCACAAAUUCUUCUGGCGUUGCACCAAAAGCGUCUCCAUUGGUGCAACAAAUUAUUAGUCAGAAAUUAUUGGUGAAUAAUAAAAAGGAAUUGAGCGAUGAGGAUUCGUAUAGUGGAAUGUCGACCACGGAUAAAUUGGCGGCAUUGGUGGGAAUUGGUGAGAAAUCAUCAGAAACUUCUGGAGCUCCAGCGAGUUUUGAAGAACUUCGCCAAGCUGCCGAACGACUUUUCGCCGCAAACAAUUUUGGUGGAUUAUUGGCCCCUGCUCCACCUCAAAUUGUCACACCAUCCGUAGAUUUGAAUGGAAGUAUUAUUGCAUCGGAGACCAAAUCCACGUGCUCUUCAUCGACAUCAAAUGAUGUGGAAAUCGAGAGGAAGCAGGAAAGAGAUAAGGCUUUGGCAAGGUUGGUUGAGGGGUUGCUCAUGCUAAACUUUUUUCUCGAAAACAAAGGUCUUUCAUUUCAACACCACUCAGAGAAGGUCUGGCUGGAACGGCGCGGUUCGCGAAACCCAAAAAUCUGCCAAUCCGCGGCUGACACAAGAACUUUAGCGAAACGUCCGCGAAAUUAUACUCCGCUGUUAGCGAAACGUCCGCGCAAUGCACUCUCGAAAUAUAAAAAUGCUUCGCUACCCCUGAUAAUUAUCAGAAGUUAGUAUUGACUUGUAGUUCCAACCCGGCCUCGAUCCCGAUCCUGUCGUUUUGUAGUCAUCCAUCUUCCUUGCUGCGCUAUCCUCGUUGUCGCGUACGCGAUACAAUUUAUCCUUUUCAUACCCUCCCUCUCGAGUCCAUCCGCGAAUCCGCGAAAAACGCAAAAAAUCAAAUUUCCGAGUCAAAAAAUUUCGCGGAAUGCGCGAAAUUAGACUCUCAUUGGCUGAAGUUUCGCUGUCCGCGAAAUUUUUUUCGCGGAAUCCGCGUAAUGAUUUUCACCCAAAAAUCGGUGAAAAAUCGUCCGCGGACCGCGCCGUUCAAGCCAUACUUUCUCUGAGCAAACAUGAUAUUUUUGAAAAAAUCUAGAAUUUCUUAAGGGGAAAAUAGGUGUAGCAGAUUGCUCAGAUUAGGCUUCAAAAAAGCUAUGAUAAUGUUGAAACUAGACUGAGGCUCUACAGAUUUUUUUUGAACCAUUUUGAUGCAUUGCUCAUGUUAAGGCUAGACUAGGUUACUAUUUAAUAAAAGUGCUUGUCAAAUUUUAUGUUAUCCAAAUUCUGAAACGUAUUUUUUCAAGGGUUUCCUGAAAUAAGAAAUUGCUCAUAUUGGCCGCAUAUUUUCCCCUACAAAAUUAUAUCAUUACUCAUAUUAAUCUAAUAUUUUCUUUCAGACUUUGGUCCGACAACGAAACCCUUCUCACAAAUAUCCACUUCCGAGAGUUCAUUCACACCUUGGCUCCAGAAUAUGAAAUCCCAGACGCUGAAAUUUUAGCCUCACAAUUAAGUGAUCAAGAAUAA
This is a messenger RNA of Caenorhabditis angaria, 3851 nucleotides long. The record is from the annotation of a GenBank genome assembly. NCBI's taxonomy places the organism in Eukaryota, Metazoa, Nematoda, Chromadorea, Rhabditida, Rhabditidae.